Messenger RNA from Heteronotia binoei (common prickly gecko), 2403 nucleotides. It is a transcript of the gene EME1, whose product is annotated as essential meiotic structure-specific endonuclease 1. Lineage: Eukaryota; Metazoa; Chordata; Lepidosauria; Squamata; Gekkonidae. Gene Ontology annotation, cellular component: nucleus; Holliday junction resolvase complex. The record is from RefSeq and is a predicted model, not a curated record. Gene Ontology annotation, molecular function: DNA binding; nuclease activity. The transcript has 9 exons. The coding region runs from base 575 to 2329 and encodes 584 amino acids. Gene Ontology annotation, biological process: double-strand break repair; mitotic intra-S DNA damage checkpoint signaling; replication fork processing.
UCCGGAUCCGGCGCCAAGCGGAUUUUUGAAUGCAGCCGCCAAUUCCGGAUUGCUUUGGCUCUCUCGUUUCCCCGCGUGCAGGGCAGACUCGGCAGUUUACCCGAGAGUUAUCCUCGUUCGCUGCUAUCAAAGCCCCCUGCUGCUUAUUCCCAAGUAGUGAGAGGAGGUUGCGGACUGGUGCGCGCCAGGCGCUCUGAACGCACCCAGAUGUGACUUCCCUUGCCUUGUUCUGAGCCCCGGUUCUCGUGCUCAGAGCAAGGCUGAGACUUGAACAUUCUAGAGGAUGUGGUACAUAGUUGGUAGAUUUUCCUCUGCCAGCUGCCCUGCAUAAAGAGAAAAACUUCAAACGACUGCUCUGUAGUAACUUUCUAUAACAGGCAACAUCUUUCUACAGGGCAAAUUGAUUAAUGUGGUGGAAAUCUUCUUGUCAGAGAACCCAAAAAAUAUUGGAGAUUCUUUUCCUAUAGAUAAGACAAGAGUGUGGUCUUCCAGCUUAAGGUCUUGUAGCUGCCAGUGACUUUGUUGUUCUUCCUUCCUCAAAUGCUACCUAGUUCCACUGCCCUGUGUUCAUCGUAUGAAGGUAUACACGAUGUUCCCAGAGGUGGGUGACAGUGAGGAUGAGGAGCUACGCAGCUUUUCUUUUCUAAAGAAGCCGCUACCUCUAAGAGAUGAAGUCGUUGUGCUCUGCAGCUCGGAUUCUGAGGACUCAUCCACUCUGUCUCCUGCAUGGAAAAAGGCCUGUAGUGGACAAGAUUUGGCCAGAGCUGCUACUCAGCUGAAAAAAAUGUCAGAACUCAGCAAUGAAAGUGAAGAGGAAGAGGACCUGAUGCCCUUGGCUGAAAGACUCAGGAAGAAUCUCUUAAACGCCAAACCUUCUACAGCUGGGGCCUCAUUUACUAGACUCCAGGAACCAAGAAGCCAAGUCUUGGUUGGGCACAAAAGGCUAUAUUCAAGUGAUGAGCAAGUAGCCACUGAUUGCUUGCAGCCGUCACAACCCAGAGACAUUCAGAGAAGAGCUGUACCCAGUACUUGGGAGUUGUCAGAUAGUGACCAGGAAAUGGCUCCCAGGGUUCCUAAGAAACAAUCUGUGAACCAGCUUUCAGUUUGUCUUUCUCAGUACUCCGAAGAAAAUGGAAGCCACCUAAUGGCUGAGAUGAGCCUGAAGUCAUUCCCUCUUCAGACAGAAACGAAACACAGCCAGGAGGAACUUGACAAAGAUCACCAAGCCGCCAUAAAGAAGAGAAAAGAUCAAGAAACUCAGAAAAGGCUACGGGAGCAGGAAAGAGAGAGGAAGAAGGCUCUUGCCAAUCUGCGGAAGGCUCAGAGACCAGAAGAGUGUCUGAAACACAUUCAAGUAGUGCUGGAUCCAGGUCUUUUACAGGUAGAAGGUGGUGGGCAAUUGCUUACCAUUCUGCAAUCCAUGGACUGUAGCUACAUCAUUGCAAAUCAAGUUGUCCCCUGCAGUAUUACCUGGAGAAGAAAAACUGGGAUAGCUCAAGCUGACGAAGACAACUGGAUAGAAGAACCCAACAUCCUUGUUCUUGUGCUCCUAGAAGACUUUGUCUCCAUGAUCCAAAACUAUAAGCAGGCUAGCAUGGAUGGAUCCGGCGUGACUCUACAGAGCUUUGUGGCUAAUGUUAAGAAGAAAAUCCCUGGGAAAACUCUGGCAAUGGCUAUUGUGGAACUGGAAAAAUACUUCAGUUAUCACAAGCAGAAGCAACAAAAGAGACUGCAGCAAGCCCCACCAAGCAGAAGGGAGGCACAGGAGCUGGGUAAACAAAGGCAUCGGCAAGGGAAGGGCAUUCCAACCCCAGAGUUAUCCAGAGUGGAUGUGGAAGAAGCUUUAGUGAGGUUACAGCUUCCCAUGGGCAUCCAGAUUCGAGUCCUGGAGAGCUGGAAGGAGUUUGCCGAUUUUGUCGUCAUGUUCACCAAGGCUGUAGCUGAAGCACCAUUCAAAAGAGAACGGGAUAAACCCAGCUUUUCCUUCUGCUUGGAAGGUGACUGGAUCGGAGGUAAAAAGGUAGACUGCUCUGGGAAGGGGCUGCUACAAGUCUGGAAGAGACAGCUUCAGCAGUUUAACCGGGUCAGUCUAGAGAUGGCCAAUGCCAUUGUGGCCAAAUACCCUUCUCCACUGCUCCUUGUACAGGCCUACAAUACUACCUCCUCUGAACAGGAGCGACAGAAUCUUCUUGCAGAGAUACCUGUACGCCGUGGUGAUGGUGUGACUGCCACUACAAGGCGGGUCGGUCCGGAGCUCUCCAAACGGAUUUACUUACAGAUGACUUCCUAUAAUCCUGACCUUUCGCUGGAUGAACCGAAAACACAUUGAAGCAGACUCUGUGUACAAACUCUUUGUUUUAUUACUGGGGCGAGGGAACAUUAAACACUUUUGAAAACAUAAAA